AUGGCACCUAGCAUAAGGGAUUUUCUCAAUUUCCAGUUGAAGCAGAUGCAGAAACAUGGGCCUGAAGCUGCUGGUGAUCAAUUAUGGACCAAUUUAAAACAAAUGUUGAAAGCAAUUCCUGGUUACUUGGAAGUUGAAGAUAGUACUCUGCAGGCCUGGUGUAGUAAGGAGACCGCAAGAAGUACGGUGGAAGGAUUUCAGGAGAAACAAUGGGAUCCAACAUUAUGUAAAAUGUUAAGUAAGUUAAUCCUUUGGAUGAAUGGUCGAAAUCAGAAUGGUGAGAAGCAACAAAUGGGGAUGGGAACAAGUGAAGGAGAAGAUAUGGAACUCAUGUUUCGGUGUAUUGCAGGAAAUGUAGUAAUUUGGGCUAUGUUUGGCAAUCAUUGUUUAUUGAAAAUGAUGUUGGAAUAUACAGCGCAGGCAGUGGAUGCAAUAUUGUUAGCGUUUUUUAAACAGGGGGAAGAUAGAAAAUGUGGUCAUCACGAUUUUAGUCAAAUAAGAAUCGGUGCACAAUUAUUAGGUACCUUAGUAAAAGGGUGGGUGGACGAAAAUAAAAAAAAUUUAAGUGGUUACAGCACUGUUAAGGAUUGGGAAGAUAAAGUAUGCCAAGGGAAUAGUAAUAAAAUAAUUCCCGGAAGUGGAGUGAAUGGGGAAAAAAGUAAAAUGAAGGAGAUAACUGGAUAUGGGCAGAAGGAAAUGCAAGAAAUAAAAGAAGUAGUUGAAAAUGAAGAAUUUCUAACGGAAAGUAGCGCAAAAGAACUAAUAGGGAAAGUAAAGAAUGAUGAGUUAAACGACGAUACAGACCUAGGGAAUGUGGUUCAGCAGAAGGUUAAGGAGGACCAGCAGAAGAAAGCGGCACUAGCAGCAAGUAAAGCAGGGGUCCAACUGGACAAGGGGGAGGAACUGAACAACGGGGUUAACCGGAGACCCGAGGUUAAGCUGGAUAAAGGGAACAAACCGGACAAUGGGGAAAGGAAACUGGACAAGGGGGGAAAGAACCUGGACAAGGGGGGAAAGAACCUGGACAAGGGGGGAAAGUACCUGGACAAGGGAUCUGACCGGACAAGAAGGAAUGGGACAUCCCGCAAGGACUGCAGUAAGGAAACUGACUUAUGUGUUCGCGCAAAAUGUGUAACAACACAAUGGGGAGAAAAUAGAGUGUAUGGAGGAAGUACUCCCUGGAAUCUCUUCUGGGUUUCUGACGUCAAGAGGAGAUUGGACCCACUGUCCAUUGCUAUGACCAAUAAAACUAAAGAGGACCAUGAGCUAUGCAAGGAACUUGAGAAGAAAGGUGGCACAACUUCAGAAGCAAACAAAAAAGCAUGUAAUUUUAUUGUUAGGGGUUUAGAACAUAUAUAUAAAAUUGAAAAAGGGAAGGUACAGGAGAAUGACAGGAAAGACCCAAAUAGAGAGGCACAGAAAAAGAAGGAACAUGCUGAUAACCAAAUAUUCCAUCGAACUAUGUCCUGCGUCUUAUUAAAUGCAUUUGCGGACAAAUUGAUAGAGAGAACAAAUGGACACAUGUGUCCUAUCACAGAGGAAAUAAUACAAGAAAUGUUUAAGGAAGGAAAUAGGAAGAGCGCUGAAUGGUGUAGGGGUAAGAAUAAGGAAGAUGAAGACAUGAAUUGUGAAGUGUGUGAAAGGAAGCCCAACUUAACUUGCCAAAUAGGCGAUAAGAACGAAUACAAUGUGAAGAACGAAGUGGAUAAUCUGUUCAAUGGGGAGCAUGGUACCAACAUACAAAAAACUCUGACUGAUAUAAAUUCUAUAAAUAAUACCUUAUGUGCUCGUGCACAAUGUGUAACAACCAAAUGGUUUAAAAACAGAAUAAAUGCUGCCAAGGAUAAACAAGACUGGUGUACAUUUUGGGGGGAGCAGGACGUUGGAAAAGUAUUGAAAGAUCUGUCUACUGCUAUGAAGAAUGGAAAAACAGUGAAUAACAACCUGUGUGAGGGUAUUAAAGUGACAAAUGGUACACCUUCCGAAGCAAACAAAAAAGCAUGUAAUUUUAUUGUUAGGGGUUUGGAAGACAUAUAUAAGAAGGAGCCAUAUGGGCAUUGGACGCACAAAGUUGAUGAGGAAAAAAACAAGGACAACCAACAAUUUUAUCGUACUGUGGGAUGCAUCAUCUUGAACUUAUACGCAGAUAAAUUGGAAAAACAGCCUUGUAUAAGCAAAGAAGUAAUAGAUCAGGCCUUUGGUUUAAGUGACCAAAUUAAGAAAGGAACUCUAUGUAAUAAUGAUCCUAAUUGCGUUGAAUGUACAAGAGAGAAGAGCUAUUCAACGUGCACACUAAGCGUGAAGACAGACCUGUUGGAUGAAAGAAAAAGUCAAAAAUGCGAAGAAGACAGAAAAAAUAUAAGGAAUAAAUUGGAUAGGAUGCUCAACGACAAUCAGCACAUAAAAACAACUCUCACUACCAUAAAUAAUGCAAGUACUUUAUGUCAAGGAGCACAAUGUGUAACGAAGAAAUGGUCAAAGAAUAGGAGCGGCAAACCUGAAAGUGAAGCUUGGGAGGAUGUAAAGGGUUAUGUAGGAGGACUCUCUGGGGACAUAAUUACGAAUGAAUCAAUUGUGGGUAGUUACUGUAAUAUUAUUAAAGGGCAAGAUAGUAAAAUAGUCACGGACACAGAGAAAAAAGCAUGCCGACUCAUAGGUGCAGGUUUAAAGCAUAUUUAUGAAAUAAAAGCAGAUGUAGGGAAUAAUACUCCCGAUGAGAAAAGAAAGGCUGAAGAUGACCGGUUAUUUAAGCAAACCAUGUUAUGCCUCCUCCUAAAUGCCUAUGCGGAUAAGUUGGAACGGGAGGUUAAAGCCCCCUGUAAGGUCGAUGAGCAAACAAUAGCACAAGCAUUUGAAAAAGGAAAUGAAAAUAAGGAUAAUUGGUGUGUGGAAAAGAAGAAGGGUGGUGAUUGUGUUGAAUGUAAAAGAGAACCUAAUCUAAAGUGUACAAUAGGUGCAGAGAAAGUGGAGGAAAAGUUGAAACCAAUGCUCGACACAAAUGACAAAAUAACAAAAACUGUAACUACUAUGAGUACUCUAAGUAGUAACUUAUGUCAACGUUCACAAUGUGUAAUAUCACAAUGGACCAGGGACAAAAGGGAAGAGGAAAAGGGAAAAACGAAGGUCGGGGAGAAGGUCAAAGAAAUUUGGGAGACGCACAUUUGGGAUGGUAUGAAGGGAAAGAUCGACCCACUUGCCGAGGCCAUAUCUAAGGAAGACCUCAGUAUGCAGAGUUAUUGCAAUGACGUUGACGAAGGAGCAAAGAAAGCAGCAUGCAAACAAAUUGUCAGUGGACUGAUGCAUGUAUACAAAACUCAAGUGGAACAAAGCAGUGAAACAAGUGCAAAGGGAAAUAAUAAAAUAUUCCAUCAAACUAUGAAAUGCGCCUUCCUGAAUGUUUAUGCAGAUACAUUAAAGGAGCUUCCGUGUAAACCAGAGGAAGGCGUAAAUAAGGCAUUUGAUGCCAGUGGAACAAUUAUGGGAACUGCGUGCUCAGGUGGUGAUUGUGAGGUGUGUAAAAUGGAACCCGACCUAAAUUGCACAGGGGGCCGGAAGAAAGGAAAUAUAUGGAAUACAGUAAAAGAGAAGCUCGACGGUAAUCAAAAAAUACAGAAUGCUCUAAAGAAAAUAUGCCCACCACCUGCCAAAGUUCCUGAAGUACCAAAGGCAGCGGAAACCAACGCUCACCAACCUGAAAUAGGGAGUACUAGGUCAGAUGUUACAGGUAACGACAUUGAUAUUCUGCCAACUCUUAGCACUGAUUGGAUUCCCCCUAAUGCAACACUUGAGGACGAUGAUGAUGGACUUCCAACCCACACGGAACCAUUGGGCAGCCCCCAACUUUACAACCUGCUUCAACAGGUGACCAAAACCCUACUUCCCCUAGUCCAGGCAUCACUGAACCUACUCAACCCACACCUCAAGCAGGAGCAGUUUUACAACCUUCUGGGGAACAAACUCAACCCACUCAUCAUUCUCAAAGUUCUUCUGGACCCGGUAGUACAGGAAGCUGGAAUCCUGGUUCUUCUGGUCCUGGUGUGGUUGGUGUCCCUGGAGCAGGUAUCCCUGUGGUCCCAGGUGCAGGUGUUCCAGGGGCUGUUAGUCCUGCUGGUGAUAGUGUAUUUUGCACUAGGUAAAAAACGACGACGUCAUAGAAGAGAGGAACAGUUAACCUCUCCCCCCUUACAAGAACAACUCCUUUCUCAUGUGGACGACCACCUUGGUCAACAUGAAUAUACCUUAAUAAAGGAACGAAAACAACCAAGAUAUGUUCCAAAGGGUAGGAAAAGGGAAGAUCCCCGCCGCCGUGUGGCUCACCGCACGAUUAUUGAUAUUCAUUUAGAAGUCUUAGACGAAUAUCAAAGGGGGGACAAACAAUUGGCCCAGAAGGACUUUUUUGAAAUUUUGGUUCAAGAAUUUAUGGGAAGUGAGUUUAUAAAAGAAGAAAAUGUUCCUAAGGAAAAUGUUUCUAAGGAACAGGUUCCAAGUUUAGAUUACGGGUUUAGGGUUGAUGUUCCUAAAGAAAAUGUUCCUAAGGAAAUGAUUCCUGAGGAAGUUAUCCCUAAGGAACAGGUUCUAAGUUCAGAUUUUGGGUUUAGGGACGAAGAAAGGUGUUCCUAG
Plasmodium coatneyi is the source of this 4620-nucleotide messenger RNA. Its product is annotated as SICA antigen. The transcript is spliced from 13 exons. The coding region runs from base 1 to 4620 and encodes 1539 amino acids. Lineage: Eukaryota; Apicomplexa; Aconoidasida; Haemosporida; Plasmodiidae. The record is from RefSeq and is a predicted model, not a curated record.